CGAAAAGAAAAUUGUGGAUGGUGAAAUGUUGACUUUGGUCGAAUUCCGCGCGGUGGUUCUUCGUAUCAUAUCUAACCUUCCUCUUGAUUGUCGUGGAUUUAAAGUUAGAGACUAGACAGUAGAUUCAUACUUCACUCAUCCAGAUUCCAGUGUUCUCCAGACUCUAUUCUCCUCAGAUGGCCAUGUACGAAGGUUACUCAUCCGAUAAACCGGCCGUCGUUUUAGACAUCGGAGCACGAUACACAAAGUGCGGUUUUGUCGGCGAGUUCACCCCUCGAAGUAUCAUCCCGACGGAGGUGAAGUGUCCGACGACAGGUCUAGUCCGGAAGGUGGACGAUUACAAGGACGAAGCCGACCUCUACGCUCUUUUGGUGGCUUUUAUACACAAAAUUUAUUUCAGAAAUCUUCUUGGAACUCCAAAAGAUCGUCAUGUUGUUAUUGUAGAAUCUCUUUUAACACCAACCAUAUUCAGAGACACGUUAGCAAAAGUUCUUUUCUGUCACUAUGAGGUCGCAUCUGUUCUAUUUGUUCCUUCUCAUUUAGUAGUUUUAUGCAGCUUAGGGGUAAGAACUGCACUUGUUGUAGAUGUAGGAUACAAGGAAGCGCAAGUGAUUCCUGUCUAUGAAGGCGUCUUGGUACUGUCAGCUUGGGAAGCACAGCCGUUAGGGGCACAAUCUGUAGAAAAGAGGCUUAGACAUAAUUUGCUUGAGGCUCAUAAAGAAAUUAAAAAUGCAUCAGGUGAUGCAAGCAAGUCAAAUGAAGACAUUUACAAUCUGCCAGAAAGUGUAAUUGAAGAUAUCAAAGUUCGAGGAUGUUUUGCCACGACUUAUGAAAGGGGUGAGAUGUUUAGGGAUGGAGUCACCCCAAAACAGCCUCCAUGCCUUGAUUACCGUCUUGGAGGCAAUCAAGUUUUAAAAGUACCUGGUUGGGUGCGAGAAUCUGCUUUUGAAGUCAUUUUCGAAAAAGACAACGACCAAUCGUCAUUACCUAACCUUAUACUAGAUGCUAUACUCAAAUGCAGCCUGGAUUGUCGAAAACCGCUGGCUGAAAAUAUCUUUCUUGUCGGUGGUACUGUGAUGGCACCUGGUUUCAAAUCGAGACUUCUCCGAGAACUAAAAGAAUUACUUAAGUCGCCAUUGUACAACACACGGUUGGCCCUCAUCAAGUUUAAAAUUCACACAGGUCUCGCCCAAGAGAAUUAUGCCUGCUGGCUCGGAGGUGCCUUGUUUGGAGCAACUGACAUGAUUUCACUGCGAGGAUUUACCAAAGCUAAUUACCACAAGUUAAAAACUGUACCGGACUGGUCAAAUCUUUCAACCAACACAUUGUUUCUUUCUAAGCUAACAAUAUAACACAAUUGAAAAUUAAAGGACUAUAUAUGUACUAUA
Cimex lectularius (bed bug) is the source of this 1388-nucleotide messenger RNA. It is a transcript of the gene Arp10, whose product is annotated as actin-related protein 10. Gene Ontology annotation, biological process: retrograde axonal transport of mitochondrion. The record is from RefSeq and is a predicted model, not a curated record. The coding region runs from base 177 to 1352 and encodes 391 amino acids. NCBI's taxonomy places the organism in Eukaryota, Metazoa, Arthropoda, Insecta, Hemiptera, Cimicidae. The transcript is spliced from 8 exons.